AUGGAGGUGCCGUCUACCUCUACAAAUCAUCAUAGUGAACUUGAUGAUGUCAAACAUGAUGAGAAUCAUAAAGCUAUAUCUUGUAAAUUAAUAAAUAGUGGUACAGAUGAAUGUCCUUCUCAUAUGUAUUCUUCAUCUUCAUCUUCUCCUUAUACAACUGGGAAAUCUCGUAGAAGACGAUGUCCAAAUGCUAAAUCAACAUCAAAAGAUUUAAACAGCGAAAAUAUUGCACAUAAUGCUACUGUUUAUAAUAAUAAUAUCUCAUUUGAUGUACAUGAUGGACACCAGUUUACACGCUUCCUCAAUAUGAUAAGGUACAUAUACGAUUAA
This is a messenger RNA of Trichobilharzia regenti, 330 nucleotides long. The record is from the annotation of a GenBank genome assembly. Lineage: Eukaryota; Metazoa; Platyhelminthes; Trematoda; Strigeidida; Schistosomatidae.